Molecule: messenger RNA, 1284 nt
Organism: Mya arenaria
Lineage: Eukaryota; Metazoa; Mollusca; Bivalvia; Myida; Myidae
Exons: 6
Coding region: 226-1038 (270 amino acids)
Biological process (GO): sulfur compound metabolic process; N-acetylglucosamine metabolic process
Molecular function (GO): N-acetylglucosamine 6-O-sulfotransferase activity
Source: RefSeq, a predicted model, not a curated record
AUUAUUGCAGGAGAAAUGUGUAGCGAUUGUUCAUUGCCAGAAAUACCGUUACUAGGAUUUCAAGGUUUGCUUCAAUAAUUUGAGACCUGUAAACUCUGGAUUAUUACGUCUGCUUGAGAGACACGUUCCAUUACUAGACUCAACUCCACAGGGAAUGUAUGCUUAGCUGUAAAUGCAGUCUGCACGCUUUCUAAGAAACAUGUGCACAUUCAUUAAGACAAAUACAUGGAUAAACGCAAAAUGAGACAGAGAAAAUUAGCUACCAUAGGUCUGACGAUUCUGGUUGUCACGGCAACAGUUUUUUAUUUCACACCAGGAGAAAUACCAGCCAGCAUGCUCAUCAAGAAUGUCAACAAGUGGCAAGUAAAAGAAACGCGUAACACUGAAGUAAAACUGAAACGAGGUGGGAUCCCAUGGCAACAUAAUGGUGCUUCCGGUCAGAAUCAUUCAUCGCAAACGUUGACAGAAACGUCCAUGGAAAAAUAUCCACCUUUUUCAAGAGGAAUGGAUACUGAAACAAUUGGUUCUCUUCCAACAAGCCAGAUAAAAGGAGGCCUCAAACCAACCCCGGGGAAGCCAAAGCUGCUGCUGAUUGUAGCCUACCUUCGCAGUGGUUCUACCUUCACAUCGAGCCUGUUUACCCAGCAACCAGACUCAUUCUAUGUUUUCGAGCCUCUGCAUAUGGUUGUCGAAACAGUCAAAAAGCACAUGGCUCUGCGAUAUGUCAAUGGAACGGUCAGGCGUUUCCCUAAGGGUAUUACAGACGACCCCCAGUCUCUGUUCCGAGAGUGUAUGGCCCCUUGGCUUCGUUGUGCGUUUCAUGAAGUCGACAUCGCUAGUCUUUUGGACAAAUUCCAUUUAUACUACUCAAAAUCCAUGGAACCUUUUUUAUUGUGCGUUAAACAUAUCAAAUUCUUAAACCCUCUUACGAGAUAUUCAAUCAACCAUUGCAUUGGCGAAACGGAAAUGAAGUGCAAUUCAGCUAAUUUGAGGGUUAUUAAAACGAUACGUCUUUCCAUGGAGAUGGCCAGUCAUUGAUGACAAAACAUGAGAAUAUGAAAAUCGUGCACCUUGUUCGGGACCCCAGAGCAAUGUUUUUGUCGCAGAAUAAUAACAAACUUAUUAAAGGCAAUAACAAAACCAGUCAAUUUGAAAGAUUGUGCUCACGCAUGCGCGAUGACAUUUAUUUCACACGACAACUUUUAGAGGCCGGAAACAAAAAUGUGAAACUUGUUCGUUACGAGGACAUUGCUUUCAAUCCAAUAGAAAUGACAAAAGAAUUGU